Parnassius mnemosyne (clouded apollo) is the source of this 282-nucleotide messenger RNA. The record is from the annotation of a GenBank genome assembly. NCBI's taxonomy places the organism in Eukaryota, Metazoa, Arthropoda, Insecta, Lepidoptera, Papilionidae.
AUGUCUCCAAGAAGGUCAUUGACAUUGCAUGAAAUUGCUACUAUUCUUGAGGAAAAUGAUGAUUUUAGCAACCAGAGGCAAGAUUUUGAUAUUUUUUUACUUCCACCUGACACCGCCAAUGUUUGCCAAACUGACGAGGACUCGGGUGAAGAAGAUAACGUCAGCAGAAAUAAUUUGCCUGGAAAUUUGCUACGAGCUCCAACCUCAAUCUCAAUGGAGGAACCAGAAUCUGAAGACCAAACCCCUCAUGAAUUUGAAGAACCUUUAAAAAACGUGUCAUAA